This is a messenger RNA of Owenia fusiformis, 1199 nucleotides long. The record is from the annotation of a GenBank genome assembly. NCBI's taxonomy places the organism in Eukaryota, Metazoa, Annelida, Polychaeta, Sabellida, Oweniidae.
AUGGACCCGGCCUUUGUCAUAAAAAAGCCUCGUUUGUUGGAUCAGAUUAAACCUCGCCCUCGAAAAGUGAACUAUGCGCGAGUACAAGCUGGUGAGAAGUAUGACCCCACCAUAGAAGACAGCUACAGGAAGCAAGUAGAAGUUGAUGGAAACCAAUGCAUGUUGGAGAUCCUUGACACAGCCGGGACAGAACAGUUUACUGCAAUGAGAGACCUCUAUAUGAAGAAUGGCCAGGGAUUCCUGUUGGUGUAUUCAAUCACGGCACAGUCAACAUUCAAUGAUCUUCAUGACCUAAGGGAACAAAUCCUCAGAAUUAAAGAUACAGAAGAUGUGCCAAUGAUCCUUGUAGGCAACAAAUGUGAUUUGGAAGAUGAGCGUGUCGUAGGUAAAGAUCAGGGUCAGAAUAUAGGACGGCAGUGGAAUUGUGCGUUCCUAGAAACAUCUGCAAAAUCCAAAGUCAACGUAAAUGAAAUCUUCCAUGAUUUGGUGCGACAAAUAAACAAAAAGAAUCCAGAAACAAGAAAACAAAGGAAGAAGAAGAAGGGAUGUUUGAUAUUAUAAACUAGCUCAGAGAUGCCAGUCAUUUAACAACAUAGGAAAAUUGAUCAUUCAUGAUGUCACAAACAUGAUGUCAAAAACAUGAUGUCAUUGCCUUGCAUCAUCUUAUUUUUCGACUUCCUUGUUGUCAUGAUGAUGUCAAAGACUUUGUGAGAUUUUGACCAAUGGACUUUGAUUUGACAGUGUAAUCCUGUAGCAAUCAUUUAAUCAGCAUAUUUAUUAUUGGAACAUGCUAAAGCGUAAAUGCUUGUAAAUAGAAAGCGGAGUUUGAGUAAAUGUGUGAUUAAACAAAAAGGAUAUAGAAAAUAGCUGGAUUCUAUAGCAAGAAAAGGUGGACAAAAUAUACUGUUAACUGUACCCAAUGCAAGAUAUGGAAACAAUCAGAAGGCAUUUGCAUUCUAGGUAUCACAUGAUGUGAGAAAUUUUAGUGAGUGUUGUCAUGCACACAUGUAUUGCAAACUGAUGUGUUGGCUUAUACAAACCUGAUUUGGAGGAUGUAUUAUGAGGGUUGAGAUAUUGGAUAAGUAAAAGUAUAGAUGUGUCACAGUACAGAUGUGUUUAAAGUGCAGAUAUAUAUGCCACAUGGCAAAUGCGUCAUUGUCCUCAAUAUCACUGACUGGAAGGUUGUGUGUUUUUAAGCU